UUGAUUGCGUGUAGAGAAUAGAUUGUAACAAGACAUAUUUAUUGUGAGGUUAUCUGUCGGCUCAGUAAACAGUCCUUAGUGAGCCGAUUAAGGACAUAAUUACAAUUUAUUUCCAAAAAGGCAUUAUGCUGCAAAAAGUUGAUACCUACAAACAUAAUUUGAUUCGUUACUUCUUGUUUUGUGACACAUGGAUUUUCGAAAAAAGUAACUUCUAUGGUGCCCUUAAAUAGUAUUAAUAAGCACAAUGCUGAAAUGAUGUACCUAUAGGUUCUAUCAAUAUUGAAUAUCAUAUUAAUUAUCUAAAAACUAGACUGUUUUUACUCAUCAGGCUUGGACAAAAAACGAAAUUAUGAAGGUCCAGAAAUGGUGGCAUCGUCCAAGACCAGUAGGUUUUUUGAAUUACGGCCAUCAACCUGGUAUGACGUCAGAGUACAUCGAUGAAUAUUUCAAACGCAAUAUUGUAGCUACUGAAUCGUGCAAACCUGCUUAUGAUAUGAGAAAAUCGGAUGCAAAAAUAUCGGGAAAAACUACUUUCAGAAGAGAUUACAUACCUCACCCACUACCCGAAAAGAAAGUCAUUACAAGAGAAGUUUAUAAACCACCUGGUACUGCAAUGGAAGGUGUUAGCAUGUAUCGGCAAGAUUAUCCGCUUGUAAAGGGUGAUAGACCCCAACUCGCAAAAAGAAGUGAAGCGAGAAAACUUCCCAGUGGCAAGUUCGAUACAGUUCCCACUUAUACAAGUGAAUAUAAAAGAUGGAAUAUAGAACCACGAGCAAGUUUUCGGGCGGAUAGAGAAUAUAAAGUACCCGCAGAAAAGAUGGAAAAUACUUCAACUUUUAGAAGGGACUAUAUUGCUCACUCUGCAGCUCCACGCGAAUCUGCAAAGCCUCCAAACGUCGCUUUUCAAUCCGAUCAACCGCUUCAGAGUGCAACAAUUCACAAAAUAAAUUUUGUUCCUCAUCGGCUGGAACCUCGACCCCCAAGAGAGGCUCGCGAGUACGUUCCUCCUGCGGUCGCUAUGGAUUCCAGCACGACUUUUAGACAGUCGUAUCAAGGCGCAAAGGCCUUGCCUGCUGAAAGUGCGCGCCCGCCACAAACCCAAUUUAUGUCGAAAGAACCCCUGGCUUCAUCCUCAGAGUUUCGAGACAAGUUUGUUGCGUGGCCGGUUGAGCGACCACAUCGUCACGAAAUGGAUAAAUACAAAAAGCCACCAGGAGAAAUUGAUUUGCAGACGACUCAACGACUCGACUUCAAGCAUGUAAUUUCACGUCCGGCUGAGUCUAAGAAACCCGACGUCAAAAGAGCUCAAACGAUGCCGUUUGUUGGCAUCACAAAUUAUAAUACCGAUUUCAAGAAAUGGCAGGUUCCGAGAGAACCCAUAAAAAUACGGGAGCAAAGCUUACAUCCCUCAGGGAAAUUUGAAGGGGAGUCUACAACACGACUUCAUUUCACAAGGCUGUCAGCUCCGCCUGCUAGAUCAUGCAAGCCUGAUGGAAAGGCAUUCAUGAGUGAAGCCCCGUUUGACGAUCACACGAUAUAUCGAACUGAUUACAUUCCAAAAUCAAUGGACCUCACAGAACGGUACCCCACACCUGAUUGGCUGAAAGAGCAAUUCGAUAGAUGGGAUAAAAGAGGCGUGGGUAAUUCUCAAUCCAGAAAAAUGUCAGGUUCUUACACAAGAGGAAUGACACCACGCGCAACACCAAUGGUGGAAGUCCGUGCUUGAGUCCGUGGUCUAUUAUUCAACAGACACGGAGGUGUACCUCAAUUCACCAAACGAAACCUUAGUAAUCACAACUGGUAGUAGAUACAUUACGUUGUAAUUUUUCGUGAGUCAUCCUAAUUUUGUGGGUUUCCUUGCAUCAUCACAUAAAUCUGGAGUAGCACGUAUAUAUAUAGGCCUCUGUACUUAAGUUAAAAGAUAUAUAUUUCUAUUUAAUUUUCUCAAACUUAACAUGUGGGGCACUUUUUCCGCUUUCACUCACUAUUUUUAUUGUUUAUCUUAUAAAACAAGUUAUUGGAUUAUUUAAUAUAUAAUUAAUAUAUUAAAGACGCCGAUCGUUUGAAAGUCUUAUACUUUUGCGUAAUUGCUGAAAACUGGUGCGAUCAUGGAUCGAAUUAAACCCAACUAAAAAUAUCACCCCUCAAUUUUAUACGUUGUUUCAGGCUGCAUAUCAGUUUAAUUAGUAUCAGCAAAUUUAAUUUUAUGUCAAACGGAUGGCUCAAUCAUUUUCCAAGUCGUUGAACUGUCUAAAAUACGCCCUUUUACUUAUAAUUUCACCUCUCAAGGAAAUAUAACGUCUUUCACAAAUUUAGAAAAUUUUUACAUGAAUAUAGGAAUUCAUAUACGGACUUGUAUUUUCACAAUUUUUCUUUUGUUUUUAACAUUUAUGUGUUUUAAACUUUGUUGUCUAUAUGUUUUUCAUUUUGGUUUACAAUCAAUAUCCCUGAAGUCAGACGCAUACCACAACAUUUUAUAG
Styela clava is the source of this 2480-nucleotide messenger RNA. Its product is annotated as stabilizer of axonemal microtubules 1-like. Gene Ontology annotation, cellular component: cytoskeleton; ciliary basal body; sperm flagellum. NCBI's taxonomy places the organism in Eukaryota, Metazoa, Chordata, Ascidiacea, Stolidobranchia, Styelidae. The record is from RefSeq and is a predicted model, not a curated record. Gene Ontology annotation, molecular function: microtubule binding.